UAGUGGUGGCUCCUCGGAUGGCUACAAAAAAGGCUCAUACUAGCGCCACAAAAGCCUUACAAAAUGAAUUAAUCGAUUUAAACACUUCUCCAGUAGAGGGGUUCAAGGUGAAUCCUUCGGCACUCGAAAAUAUGUUUGUCUGGGAUGUGGCAAUAUUUGGGCCGCCGAUGACCCUUUAUGAGGGGGGUUAUUUUAAGGCUCGUCUCUAUUUCCCCACUGAUUAUCCCUAUAAUCCUCCUUCAGUACAAUUUUUGACAAAAAUGUUUCAUCCCAACAUAUAUGAAAAUGGCGAAGUCUGCAUAUCGAUUUUACACUCACCGGGUGACGAUCCUCAAAGUGGGGAACUUGCUUCUGAAAGAUGGAACCCGACGCAGACUGUGCGCACCAUAUUGUUAAGUGUUAUCUCCCUGCUGAACGAACCAAACAUUCACUCUGCUGCUCACGUUGAAGCGUCUGUUUCAUACCGAAAAUGGAUAGAAUCCGGCGGAAAGGAUGACGAGUAUGAACGCAUCGUAAGGUCGCUGGUACAACAAACCAGUGCGGAUGCUGAAAAAGAUGGUGUUUGUGUUCCGCGGACAUUAGAAGAAUAUUGCGUUUCUGGUCGACCCGGGAAUGAUGUAAGCUCAUCUGAUGUGGAUAAGCAUGGUUCCGACUUUGAUGACGAUUAUGAGUAUUACGACUCUGAUAUGGACGAGGAUGACAAUGUCCUUGGUGUGAGUGCGGAUGGGAAUGCUUGUGGAUCUAUGGAUAUUGGAGUAGAUUCAGCUAUGGAAGAAGCUGAAAAUGAGCCCAGCGUAAAGUCCAAACACAACACUCAUUCCAGCCUAUCAGAAUCAGCCCCCAUUCACGAUAUUCCAUGUAAUCGAACUGGUCGAUCCGCCGCGAGCGAGACUCCUGCUGCUUUUCCAGAUCCUAAAUGGGACUCGUGAACGUGUUUAAUGUUUUUCUGAGCUCCCUUUCAUGUUCUUACCUCAUUGUUGCGUGACCAAACAGUAUGUCAGGUUCUUUUAACCAUGCGCCACCUCUGUGACUAUUUUUACUUAUCACUGACCAACAUGGUUUCAUCUUGAAACUACUCACAAUGUAUAUUAAUCAGUUUUCGCUCCGGCAUUGUAGUUUCGUCUCUCAUCCGCUGUUGUCUGUUCGGUUGCAACCACCGAAUGCUGGUUGGGUCCUCCUUUCCCUUGUUUAUCCUUAUUGCGUGAUAGUUUCGUUUUUGUCCCUUCAGCUUGUUUUGGAUGUACGCUUGUCCAUUUGUAUUCAUUAUCUUUCCGUAGAGACGAUUUUAGUAAAGUGUUUAUUCAUCUUAAUCUAACCAGUUUACACAAUGCUAUAUCCGUUACCACUUAACUUGUGAUCAUUGGAUUCAUCUCCAUGCACUGUGGUAAGCGUGCUGACUAUUGAAUAAUAACGCACUGCGACGAUAA
This is a messenger RNA of Dicrocoelium dendriticum, 1427 nucleotides long. NCBI's taxonomy places the organism in Eukaryota, Metazoa, Platyhelminthes, Trematoda, Plagiorchiida, Dicrocoeliidae. The record is from the annotation of a GenBank genome assembly.